Culicoides brevitarsis is the source of this 1180-nucleotide messenger RNA. It is a transcript of the gene Arp10, whose product is annotated as actin-related protein 10. NCBI's taxonomy places the organism in Eukaryota, Metazoa, Arthropoda, Insecta, Diptera, Ceratopogonidae. Gene Ontology annotation, biological process: retrograde axonal transport of mitochondrion. The transcript has 2 exons. The record is from RefSeq and is a predicted model, not a curated record. Bases 62 to 1180 code for a protein of 372 amino acids. Gene Ontology annotation, cellular component: dynactin complex.
CAUCAUCACCGAACAGUUUUUGUUGUUGUUGGUGAAAAAUUCUCUAAAUUAAAAAAUAAAAAUGCCUCUUUUCGACACAGCAUUACAGGAAAAGGCGAUCGUUUUGGAGAUAGGAAAUGCUUACACAAAAAUUGGUUUCGCUGCAGAAUCCGCCCCAAGAUUCAUCAUUCCAACAAGAGUUGAAAACUUGAGCGAUGGAAGUACGAAAGAUUUAUUCGAAUAUCAGGAUUCAAAAGAGUUUUAUGAGCAAGUUAUCACUUUCAUUCAGAAACUCUUUUUCAAAUACAUUCUUGUGAAUCCGAAAGAGAAGAAAGUUGUGAUGGUAGAAUCGAUUCUCUGUCCCACAAUUGUUCGUGAAACAUUUGCAAAAGCUCUUUAUUGUCAUUUCGAAGUCAACAGUAUUUUUUUCGUUCCCUUGCAUUUGGCUGCUUUGUCGACGUUGGCAAUUGACACAGCACUCGUCGUAGAUAUUGGUUACAAAGAAUCUGUAGUAAUUCCUGUUUUUAGCGGCGUUCAAGUUUUAAACGCUUGGCAAGCACAAGCAUUGGGAGCAGAAGCUGUUCACGAUGAAAUAAAAGGACAAUUGAUAUUAAAUGGUAUUAAAGAGGAACAUUUGACUCCAAAAGUGAUCGAAGAUGUAAAAGUUCGUUUAUGUUUUGUCACAAAUUUACAACGUUCUCGCAAAUAUCGUGAAAAAAGCCCUCCAACUGCAUGCCCAGAUGUAGAUUAUCCAAUAAAAGGAGAAGAAAUCAUCAAAAUUCCGGGAGUUUUGAGAGAAACAGCAUUUGAAGUUAUCUUUCCUGAAGACGAAGAUCAUCUUGGAUUACCUUACAUCAUUCUCGAUUCGAUUCUCAAAUGCCCAAUUGAUAUGCGACGCGAGUUGGCACAAAAUAUUUUCAUUAUUGGAGGAAGUAGCAUGAUAAUGGGAUUAGCAGAUCGUUUGAAACACGAAUUACUUGAACUCGUGCAAUCCGACCUCUAUAAGGAUAAAUUGCCAAUCAAAGAGUUCAAAUUUCACAAUGGAAUUUCGCAGCCAAAUUUCACGGGAUGGUUAGGCGGAGCAAUUUACGGAAACACAGAUUUGCUCAAUCAAAACGGGUUGUCGAAAGAAACGUACUUGAAGACAAGAAAAUUGCCUGAUUGGACAAACUUUUAUGAAGAAGAAGCACGUGCAGCGUAA